Nymphalis io (European peacock) is the source of this 5411-nucleotide messenger RNA. RefSeq lists its product as uncharacterized. Bases 250 to 1524 code for a protein of 424 amino acids. Gene Ontology annotation, molecular function: protein binding. Lineage: Eukaryota; Metazoa; Arthropoda; Insecta; Lepidoptera; Nymphalidae. The record is from RefSeq and is a predicted model, not a curated record. The transcript is spliced from 8 exons.
CACGCGAUAUCAAGCAAUGUCACCAAAAUAAAUUUAAUCUAUAAAGUUUAAUACGAGAGAAAAAAAAAACAAGAAUAAUUUUUUGCUUUAGUUUUAAAUCGUGGCUGAAAGUGAAAAAAUUUCGCGUUGCUUACAUUGUUACGUCGUUCGGUUUAUUUUUACCAAUAACGAUACAACUCACGUUCCUCUUUUUUUUUAAAACGCUGGAUAAACACCUUACGCGUUUCCCCCAAGAGAACAGAGGAGGGUAUGUGGGGCUCGCCGGUGUCCAAGGCGCCGAGUGCGCCCCGAACAUCGGAAUAUGCACUAAAAGACCAGCGGUACCCUUUCCGUCGAUCUUGCCGCUGGUGUGUUUGUGAAACCGUUGGUGCGACGGUAGGAGCUGCACUUCCCGCAGUACCGGAGCCAAAUGCGCUUAACAGCUAUUUACAUUACAUUCCAUAUUGUAGCCGUGAAAAGAACAAACAAGCGGAAGACGUGAUCGACCUCGGCGCCCCGCGCCUACCCCGCACCGCACACUCGUUACGGCCGCCUUUUUUUUUAACGCCGAAUCCUCGAUUAUAUCCAAGCAUUAAAAAAAAAUCGAAAACUCGACCGAUCGAGGAACGCUCGCGGCGCCGUAAACUGAAGUCGGUUCCCAAUCCACGCCUGUACCGACCGCCCCCCACUCGACCUCCCCCGGCGCCCCUGAGGCCCCGUGCCGCCUGGCCUGCGCCUCCCCCGCCUGCCCUGGACACGGCCUCCCGCGCAGCGCUGCACGUGUUGCGCGCCCGUCGCUUGCGCCGAGAGCGUGCGCAGCGAGCGGCCGGGGACGCGGCCCAGAGCCGCCGGCGCGCGCCGGGCACGAGUCCCCCGCUGGGCUCGGGCUCCUCCGGGCGGGCGACGCUGCGCGACCGGUCUCCGACACGGGUAGAAGCCGGCGUAAUGGCCGCCAGCAAAUACUCCACGAGCCCGGACUGCUCAGACGGAAACGAGGCAUCGUCCGCACCUAGCGAGUUUUUAGCCGAGUUUCUUUCGGCGAUAAUGCGGCGACAGUACGCGGAGGCACUGAAGUACUGCCAGCUGAUUCUGCAGUACGAGCCGCACAACAGCACCGCUCGCGGGUUCUACCCGCUUCUGCAGCACAAGCUGACCGCGCUGCACUCGCGCGCCGCAGACGAGACGAGCUCGAGCGAAGAUACUGGCUCUCGUUGUGGCGGAUCUCUUGAAGCACGAUUCAAACAGGUCACGAUGAGAAGUAAGAUGGAAGCAGAGGUAGAAGCAGAGGUGGAAGCGGAGGCAGAGGCGGAGGCGGAAGAGAUGGAGCAGGGCUCGGGCUCGGCGUGCUCUUCGCUGGAUCUGGACUCGUCCGCAUCGGGCGUCGUGCGAUCGUCCGACAGCACCGAGCCGUCUGAUAGCGCGUCGUGGCGCUGGGAGAGCGGCGGCGAGCGCUCGGAGCGCGACGACAACGGCAACCCGCCGCCUACGCACAGCGAGGGCGCGGCCGAGGAAGACGAGAACGACAACGCGCAGGCGCGCACGUAGUGUCGCGACCGCCGUCACGUGAUCGCUGCGACUCGUGUUACGUUCAUGGUUUCUUUACAGAUUUUGUGUUUAUGUAUAUGUAAUAUUGCACUGCAAAUGGCGCCCAAAGUGGGGCUCGGAACUCGCUUCGGCAGUUUCGACUUUGAAUCGUUUUAAACUUGAGCUAAAUUUAGAAACCAGAUGCAGGCAUAUGUGUCCGCAUCGGACUACCAUAAUGUAAUUAAAUAUGAUUUUAAUGUUAGAGGAUUUCGUAGUUAAAAUUCCGACAAAUUCUAACACUGAUACAUAAUAUCGAUAGUGCCUAAGUUAAAUCGAAACUAAAUUAUUAAAUUGUAUAUGAAUAAAAAUAUUUUUAACAAUAGAACGCAUAAUGAAAUAAUUUAUAUAUAUCGUUUAAUAUAUAUUGAUAUAUAUUUUUUUACAAAACUAUUGGCGGCCUAUUCAUUUCUCUGGGUAGGGAGCUGGCGAGCAUUUCAUGAUUUGUACAUGCUUCGAUAAGGAUUAAAGUUCAGAUUAAUACAAAUCGAUUUUGUGCAGUUAACGUCCGACGUCACUGGGUUUUUGAGUAAUAGAGCUUAACAUUUUAAAAGUGUACUUAACUAUUUGCUCUUGUCUACCUGAGUCUGAUGAUCAAAAUCAUCCUGGACACAAAAAUAACCAUGUGCGAUACAUCCAAGGCUCUGAGUUAUCGAGAAACGUACUUUUGAAAAUGUAAAAAAUAAGCUCUUGGUAAAACUAAAAUAAAAACAAAAGUUCAAUUGAUAAUUUUUAGACUUAAAUUUGUUUACUUAAUACAUACAUAAAAUCAGAGGCCUGGAUGGCUGUCUCAUCCAUUUUGUUCGUUUUUAUGAGUAAUUUAAGUAUCUCUCCCAGAGGCAGACAUGGGCAUAUUAUAAAGCAUAUCUUUUUUACAAGGUUUUUGUAGCGCUACAAAUUGUCAUUUUUCGGUGGUCUUUCACAAUGUCAAUAAUCGAAUGAUUCAGGUCUGCUACUGCACAUUAUAUAUAGGUGCACUGUAAAUACAUUGUAUUAAACCAAUGAAAAACGCGACACGCGUUGUCUACACGCAGUCAUACAUCCGUUCCUUUUCACACAUUACAGCUCUUAGCAGAGCUAGCCCUCGCCCACAGAUGGCGAUUACAAAACUCAGAACUGCGACUCAUCGAUUACACUAUUUAUUAUUUGUUGAUGUAUGGUUCAUUAUAGAGUAGACAGUAGUGCGGAAGGUAUAGAUACUCGUUGUGGCGGUUCUGACAUGUUACAAACGACUUUUUCUGAAUUUUAUUUUUCCUCAAUUAUAAAAAAUAAAAUAAAAAUUUAGACUAGAUGUUAUUACAAUAUAAUUUUACUUAAAUAAAUGAUUUUGCUGCAACAUAGCAAAUAUACAUACUGCCAUGAAAUUACAAAAAAAAAAAAUUACGUUCGAAUCAUAAUGUUUUGAAAAUUACUUUUACUUAAAAUAAUGCAAUUAAAUUAAUAUAAAAGCUCAGAAAUAAAUUCUGCAACUUGUUUUUUUGCUUGGCCGAAAAUGUCACGAGCGAGCGACACAGCUAUAUAUAGUUAACGUUAGGACCGGUAGGAAGACGUCUCAUGCUGAUGACGUGUGGACCACAGUAAAGGCAGAGAAUAAUUAAAUAAUUGGAAAAACUUAUUACUUAUUUCGUAGAAAUUAAUCGAUUUAUGUUCCCGUUGUUGGAACACUCAAGUGAAUAGGGAAUUGACACUAUAAUUAAUUAAUGAUAGUGGUAUGUUUUAUCAAAUAUAAACAUAAUCAAAAUGAUGUAAUAGGUGUAUCAAAAAAGGACCGUUUUUUAACUAAAUAUUUGUAUUAUUAUUUCUUUGAUAUAAAAUUCAAUUAAUACUGAAAGUAUAGUCCAUUGUUAUCAGCCGUCAUUUGCCAUCUGCUAGCCAAUUGCUCGAUUGUGGAAUCGAUAACAUUCCUUGGGAUGGCUGUCAAACAACUCUUGGACCGAUAUUUCAACUAACGCAAAAUUAUCAGCCCUUGAAAAAAAUGGUUUAUGGAUCGAAACAAGUAGUAAUCUGAUGGUGCGAGGUCGUGACUAUAUAUUGGAUGAGGUAGGAGUUCAAACCCAUGAAGUUCUUCAAACUUUUCUUUGGUUCGACGUAAAGUGUCAGGACGAGCAUUAUCUUGUUGGAAUAAAACUCCUUUUCGGUUGGUUAUCCUGCUUUGGAUAACGCUCUGACAAUUUGGCGUACAAUUUAUCCAGUUGUCGCCCUAGCCAUUGCUCACGGGUAUUCGGAUUUCGCCCGUAAACCCACUUUUCAUCAGAGGUACCCUUCCGGUAAAAUCUCAUACCGGAAGGGUUUUUCAAUAUUUUUUUUACAAAUUGCUAACCUCUUAGCUGAUUGCUGAUAAUAAUAAUAAUAUAAUAAAUAAGUUCGUGCGGGACCAGUUUACUGCUUUUUUCACCUUCCCCAUGGAGCGUAGAUGGCGACUUACAGUAUUUUUCGACACACCACACUCCCUGGCAAGUUCGCGAAUAAUUGUGGAAGAAUUUGACUCAACAGCUUUUGGGAAAACCUCAUAAUUAUCCAUUAAUGGUCGCCUGGAGCCCUUCUUCCUUUCCAACGUCGUAUCUCCACUGCUUAAUUUUUCAAACCAACGCUGCGCAGUGCACUGUUCAAAGACUCUUUCGCCUUCAUAUUUAAUUCACGAGUUGCUUCAGCGGCUGUAAUUUUUUUUUCCAGUAAUGCCUAAAAAUUACGAGAAUUUCGUAGGGCACAGUCAUAUUUCUUCUCUGAAACAAAUAACUAAACCAGGUUUUUAAUAAAAAAAAAGUCAAAUGGAAAUAAACAAGCUUAGAGAAUGCUCUAAAGUGAUUAUUAAGUAUUGGUAAGUAUAAAAUAAGAUUAAAACAUUUACAGACCUUUAAAUCUUGAAUUUGAUAUAUCGGUCAUUUUUUUUUGUUACACCCCCAUCCAUAUAUUGUUGUGUUACGGGCCUAACGUAUGUGUAUGCUCAGUACUAGACAUGCCGUAUCUCUCAUGCGUGAAGGAACACAUAGCGACAGUUGUUACAAAGUAUAAAUAGUAUUUAUAUUUAAUAGUGAUAUCAGAAAUAAUACAAAAUUAUCUUUGAGCGAAAAUACGAGACAAUGCGGUUCAAUGUCUGGCCAAUAGUAUGGGUGCGUUGAACGAAUUGAUUAUAUUCGGAACAGCAUGGGUUAGCUACCCCAGUGAUACUCCUCAUGUCACACUGCAGGCCGAAGAGUGGAGAGGAGUCUCUAUGCCGUCACGGGUGCUCAAGCUCAGAAUACAUGGUAUACCUGAUACGAGUGUCUGUAGUUUCCAUUAAAAUGUUUUAUAGAAGGUGGUGACCCUCGCAAAGUAGAAAGAGUUUCUUAUAUAAAUUUGAGAGUAUUAUUUGUAUUAGAUGGCGACACGCGCCAUUAGUUGUUCCAUAUGAGCUGAGUGCAACGAGAAGACUGAAUGAAGUGUUGACUUGUGUAACUAACUAACUGUAACGACGCCGGCGGCGGACGCGCGGCUCGGGCUCUUCAAACUUUGCCUCCGAUCGUCUCGAGUCGCGCACCUUCGCCGAUGCCUUAUUCUGUUAAAACUUCUUCGAGUUAUAUAAAUAGAUAAUCUUGUUUUUACAAAAUAAAGACUACAUUAUACUACGUGUUGUACGUUAUUUAUAGAUAUAUAGGUGUGACACGUGGCGGGUGCAGGUCACGUCAUCGUCGAGGUAUUAUCGCAACUGACUGUAUCUGGUAGAAGUAGGUUCUGGUAAUAAAUAACAGGAACACGUAGUAUUAAUACAAUGUUCUUUACAGCGAAGGAAAGAGACAUCCUCGUAUUUGUUAUAAAUUUAUAAUAAAAGGUUCUCUUUGUGAGUAGCUCUCAAUAAAUUUGGUGUGAUAGUA